CUCAGUUAUUUGCAGGUCAGAGGCAAUCGGUUAUAUCCAGGUCCUCCUGGAAAUAACCAGCAACAGCUGAGCUGUGUUGUGUUUGUGUUUUUGUCGUCAGUGUUGCUCACCACUCUUUGAAUCAUCUUUAAAACUUUGAAGGCCAUUUGAUGACUUUUGUUCCUUUGGUUACAAUGACCCAAUUGAAUCUUAUUUUACUUUUAUUUUCUUUACUCUGUAAUUUUUCGACUGGGGAACUUGAAGACUAUAACAGGAUAUCACAAUCUUUAUUUCAUAAUGGUAAAAAUGAUACAUGUACUGAGUUAUUAGAAACGUUUGCUAACACCUCUGCAAGUUUCACAUUUUGCGCCAUAAAAUACGCUCGACCAAUUAGAAUUUGCGAGCAGUGUGUGCAGUUCUUUGAAGAUGUAUCUGAUGCCCAUGAAAAAAUUUUGAAGAUGGAGGAUGAAAGUGGUAAAUGCAAGGAACAGUUAAUGAACCUUGAUAGACUCUCAGUGAUUGAGAGUGGUUUUGAGUACAUCACAGGUUUAUGGGAUAGCGCCUCUUGCAAAUAUUGUUUUGAUGACACCAACCACACUUUGAGUUUGUCAAACCAAACGUCCUUUUUCAUGGACUUGCUGAACACUACCAAAGGUUGUUUUGAAAAGUAUCAAAUUGGAGAUGAUGUGUAUAAUAAAAGUGCUUGCACAGCCUGUGAAACACCAUACUGUGACUUAAACAAGUUUUAUGACAGUAUUAAGAGUUCACAUGACAGUGUGUGCAUGGAUAUUGUUGAUUCGAUGAAUAUCACACGGAUGUUUUGGAAUAUGAAAUUGCAUUGUAAAAUGGAUCAUCCCAACUUGGAUGUCAUUUACUUGUCCUGCUCCUGCACUAUUGCAGCGCUUCCUAUCUUCUUUUACCUAGGUGCCAAAUUCUUCACCAAUGUCAUCAGAAUCAGACUACAAUUUCAGACACGUCUUGCUGAAAUGUUGAAGCCAUCCACAAGUGCAGAGACAUAGGUUGUUUACAAUGUGAGUAACCAUUCUGACUGUGAUUUGAUAAUAUUUCAACUAUUUUAAAAGUUAUUACUUUCUUGCCAGUAUGUUAAGUUGUUUAAUUUUUUUCAUAUUUAUAACUCAUGAGUCUGUAUUCAAAAGACUAUAAGAAAUUGUAUUUUUGUUCUUUCACUUAUGAGAUAAUAACUCAUAUAGAGAGAUGAGGUGGUUCUAUGUCUGUUGUUUGUUGGCCGGGUGGCAGUAGUAUGCUGUGAAUAUAGCCAACUUCCAAGAGCAUCAUUCUAGGCUUAUGGAGUGUCUGGCAGCCAGUACCUUUUUCAGAAUUAGAGUGUCAAGUUUUUCCCUCAACUAGUAUUCCAAAUUAUUGUGAAGGUUGAGAUUGUAGCACACCAAUAAUCGAUUCCCUAUUCAGUUUAGUUGUGUUUAGUUGUUAUGCCAGAGCCUUGCUGCAGCUCAUUUCUUAUUGUGAUGAUCUUAGAUAAUUUAGGGUCUGUAAUAUAUAUUCUCUUUAA
This is a messenger RNA of Frankliniella occidentalis (western flower thrips), 1507 nucleotides long. RefSeq names its product osteopetrosis-associated transmembrane protein 1. The record is from RefSeq and is a predicted model, not a curated record. Gene Ontology annotation, cellular component: cytosol. NCBI's taxonomy places the organism in Eukaryota, Metazoa, Arthropoda, Insecta, Thysanoptera, Thripidae. Bases 150 to 998 code for a protein of 282 amino acids. The transcript has 6 exons.